Molecule: messenger RNA, 1218 nt
Organism: Cavenderia fasciculata
Lineage: Eukaryota; Evosea; Eumycetozoa; Acytosteliales; Cavenderiaceae
Gene: osbH
Product: oxysterol binding family protein
Exons: 4
Coding region: 1-1218 (405 amino acids)
Cellular component (GO): cytosol; intracellular membrane-bounded organelle; membrane
Molecular function (GO): sterol binding
Source: RefSeq, a predicted model, not a curated record
AUGUUUUCAGGUGCUUUAAAUUAUAUCAAGAAUCUUGGUGGUUCUACACCACAAGAAGGAGACAAUAGUCUCAAGGUAGAAGAGAGUGGAGACAAUAAGCAAACCAACCCAGAAGAUAACGAACAAAGAAAGGGUCUCCUCAAGCAAUUAUCAUCAUACAUGGGCAAGGAUAUCACUUCAUUGAUCUCUCUCCCAGUUUGGGUCUUUGAACCAAUGUCUUUUCUCCAAGUCAUGUCAGAGCCACUCCAAUACAACCAUCUCUUAAAGAAGGCUGCUGAAGCCGAUAGCCCAUACCACGCUCUUGCCUAUUUGGCUGCUUUCAAUUGUGGUCUUUACAGUACCGCUGUUAGAACUAAGAAACCAUUCAACCCAAUUCUUGGUGAAACAUUUGAAGUUGUCAAAGAUGGUAUGAAGUUUAUUGCUGAACAAGUUUCUCAUCAUCCACCAAUUGGUGUUAGUGAAACUAUUGCUGAUGAAUACACACUUCAAUUGGAAACAUUAUUGAAAUCAAAGUUUUAUGGAAACUCUUCUGAAGUUGAAAUCGAUGGUAUUAAUCACUUUAUCAUCAACAAGAAUGGUCAUCACAUUACAUGGGGACAUUUAGUCACCUGUUGCCAAAACAUUAUUAUUGGUGGUAUUUGGUUGGAUCAUUAUGGAGAUUUGAUCAUUGAGAACCACACCACUGGAGACAAGUGUGUCCUCAAAUUCGCCAAGUCUGGUUGGUUGGGUGCCGGUCGUUAUGUUGUCACUGGUGAACUCCUCGACAGUGAAGACGAAGUCAGAUACAGAUUGGAAGGCAAGUGGAACGAAAGCCUCAAGAUGUACGAGGUUCUUAGCAACGGACAAAACGCUCCAAAUGCUACCAUUCUUUGGGAAGCUUCAAAGGAAGUCAUUAAUCAUCCAUUUAAUCUUCCAAAAUGGGUUGUUGAAAAUGUUACUGGAUUAACACCAGAAUAUGAAAAGAUUUUACCAAGUACUGAUAGUAGACUUCGUACCGAUAGAAGAGCUUUGGAAGCAGGUGAUCUUGAUACUGCCAGCAAGCAAAAGCACGCUUUGGAAGAAAAGCAAAGAGAAGACAAGAGAAAUAGAGUUGCUUCUGGCCAAGAAUGGGAAACUAAAUACUUUAAAAAGGUCGAUGACGCCAAGUUUAACUACAGGUGGCAAUUUAAUGGAAAGUACUGGGAAGAACGUGAAGAAAGAGUUAAGGCUGCCAACUAA